Molecule: messenger RNA, 3826 nt
Organism: Pseudophryne corroboree (corroboree frog)
Lineage: Eukaryota; Metazoa; Chordata; Amphibia; Anura; Myobatrachidae
Gene: CDIP1
Product: cell death inducing p53 target 1
Exons: 6
Coding region: 186-782 (198 amino acids)
Biological process (GO): intrinsic apoptotic signaling pathway in response to DNA damage by p53 class mediator
Cellular component (GO): nucleus; cytoplasmic side of lysosomal membrane; cytoplasmic side of late endosome membrane
Molecular function (GO): zinc ion binding
Source: RefSeq, a predicted model, not a curated record
GAGGGGCGGGGUCACAGCUCCCGGAGUGCAGUGCGGGCGGGGAGUAAACAGGACGGAUCAGCGGCCGGAGAGGUGCGGGGUGAGCAUUUGAUACCGUGGACCAUGGGCUUCUGAUUGAGCGACUGAUACAUUUUUGUGGACUGGAUGGCACAGUUAUCAUUUCUCACAGGUACAUCUUUGGAGCAAUGGCGAGUGACCCUCCCCCUCCUUAUCCUGGGGGUCCGACAGCCCCAUUACUAGAGGAAAAGCAUGGCUCACCCAGCAUGGAAGAUAACACACAACCACUCGGAGCCUAUCCUCCCAACAUGCCUUUUGUACCCCCAGAAUCAGGACCCCCUCCGUAUGAGGCCACACCCGGCUACAUUGCGCCAAAUCAAGGUUAUUACCCUCCUCCUGGGCCUUAUGCACCUAUGGGCUACUACCCACCCACCACAGGGCAAUAUCCUGCUCCAUUCCCGUCGCCUGGGGCACAUGCCACCACCGUCAUUAUGCCACCCGUAGCAGGCGCUGCCUCCGCCUCCACUACGGUGACGGUCCUGCAGGGGGAAAUAUUCCAGGGCUCCCCGGUACAGACGGUGUGCCCUCACUGCCAGCAGCCCAUUAUCACUAAAAUCACACAUGAGAUCGGACUUAUGAACUUCCUGCUGUGCUGCUUCUGCUGCUUUGUGGGGUGCGACCUGGGCUGCUGCCUCAUCCCUUGUAUGAUCAAUGACCUGAAAGAUGUAACCCACACCUGCCCCAACUGCAGGGCUUAUAUCUACACUUACAGAAGAAUGGGCUAGAAGCAUCUCACCAGUUCUCUUCGUCCGAUCCCAUCUCAGAGCUACAAUCUCAUCUCCUCCUCCUCCGUCCACCCAUCUCAACUAUAACGCUGUGAAUUGUCUUGUUCUGGAGACUGAAUAUGGCUGGGUCGCUCACUCGGUGGUCUCCUCUAACGUGAAUACAGAAAUGGUGUUGGGCCGACGUAUAUAGGAAGUCUUCUGGCGACUAGCAGGAGCGUUCGUUGAAUAAGACAUGCAAUGCUUUUACGGUUCUUUUAGAUGUAGGCGGUCAGUGUGUCAAAGCCUUUGCUAGGUAGUCUAACCAGAUUGACAGGGAAACCACGGACCUGUACAAGGAGGUAACGGGCGCUGGCCUUGCACCUCUCUCCCGGACUGUGUCACGGAUGGCCUCCAGAGAAGGAAAUUCGGAUGGCUUGUGGGGCAUUGUCAUGUUAUUUAUUUUACUUUGUGUGUUUUAUUCAUUCUCCAGGCCCAUUCUGCCUACCUCAGAUAUUUGUGGGGUUUUGUGAAGUCCGACACUAUCAUUGAAGAAGAAACGCGUCGGUACUACCUUUAAAAACAAAUGAUCUUUAUGUUAAAAUGCAAUGUACUGCUAGUGACCGUUGUUCAAAGCAGCAAUCCUAUAUAGAGGUUUUUGUUUCUCUUUUAAAUAGCAAGUUACCUUUUUAAAAAAUCAUGAAUCUGAUACUAAUUUUUCAUUAGCUUCUAUUUGAAGUCCGUGGUGGGCAGACGGGUAUGGCUGCCAAACACAGUCAGUCUGCCGCAAAGACACAUGGGAUGGUUUGAUGGUAAUAGGGAGGAGGAGGAUUUGACAGCGUCACAGAUGCAUUCAAAAGCCCCUCUGCUCACUUCACCAUGUGUCGUGUGACUGUGGUUGCCAUGGUAAUCGCAUUAAAAAGAAACAUUGGUAAAUUACAAGUUUCUUAUUACCAACCACAGUGAUAUUUUUUUGUGUGGAAUUGCUGCUUUAAACAAUCUCUUGAUUGGCUGUGAGUGGGAACCAUUGGUUCCGUUCUGUUUUGGCAUUCUGGACUUUAAUGGGAAUGAAGGAAGCCGCCCACCGCUGUCUAAACAACAGCAGGAGUGGCGGAUAUUGUCGCUGGCUAUCUGGACCGUCAAUACUGAGGGAUGUUCCACAUGGCUAUAUGCACACUAAUGGGAAGAACAGCAUUACGUGUGUACUAUAGGUACCAGUAUAUAAUGGUCACCUCUGAGUGACGUCUCCGCUUACGCUUAGUCCUUUCCCAUGAGAAGGAUUCCAGUGAUGAUACUAAGAGUAGCUGUAACCGUGACACUAUAUUCCUGCAGAGCAUGGAAAUCCCGUCCCCUGUUCCCGCAAUGCACUUUUAGACCGCAUAUAGCCGCCUGUUAAUUGCCAUAUCUGGGAAUGUUUUGCUGCAUCUCAUACUAUGUCUCAUCAAGUAGUGUAGUUCUGACAAUUGUAUAUAACACAAAAUAUAUAUCGGGAAUUGCUUCAGUUGUUUCCUAUCAUUUUCCCCAGUCGGCCAUGAUGCACUCUGAUCAAUGGAUUCUCUUCUCAGGUUUGCAGAUUUAUAAUUGUGUGAGUGGCCGGACAUUCUGACGCCGCCCAAACGUGAACUUUUCUAGUCAUUUUUGCGCUGGACACCGAGCAGAGUUGUAAUUGCUUAUUAACUAACGCUAACUCCGCAGUUUUCUGCCCAUCGUGGUCCUCAAGUGGUAAGGCUGCUACUGACUAUUAUCUGCUCAGCGUUAACUAUGCCAGUUAUUUCUUUUUUUUUUAAUAGGAGGAUUAAUCCCGUCCUUACCAAUUUCCAAAUCUGGCCUGUCACCUUCAUGCGACUGAGAAAUCCUUAUUUCUGCAUGCCGUCCUUCAACUUUUAAUACUUUCCGUGCUCUUCAGCCAUGCACUGACACACCAUUUGGCUGUUUGUCUGCCUUGCCCCGUGUUAUGACAUAAUGUACAUCUUCUUAUCUGAGGACAACGACGACAACAACAAGAAAUUCUGCCUGAUAACCUUAAGACAAUACUGAAAAGCACAGAAGAUAAAAGUAAAGGUUGCAGGAGGGCAUGCACAAAGCAGCCCAUUCGCUGUGUAAUGCUGGGCCGCUCCCUUUAAAUAUUGGGAAGUAAUAAGGAUGAUAUUUUCUACUUACUCGCUCCGCAGGACCCCAAAUGUGUCACACUUCCCAGGUCCCCUAGCAGGUGUACUCAUUACUCACACAUUUUAAAAGAUCCACAGGUGGAGCUAAUUAUCUCACUUGUUAUUGUGUCAGGAGACCUGGAAAACAUGAACCGUUUGGGGUCCAAGAUGGAACAUCUUGUGGGGCGGCAAAGGCUCUUGCCUUGUGAGCCUACACGGUAAGGGGGACGGGGAUAAGUUCUAAAAAGUUUUGAUAUAAAAUGAUAUAAUUUUAUGCUUUGUGGUCCUUUAAAAAAAAUAUAUCCCUGUUGUAGCCUAUGGUUUCUUUAUUUGACUGAACUAGGUAUGCUCAGCGUUGGGUGUAUUUACAUGCUUUGAUGUCAUGUAUUGUAACGUUGCUGUAGCUGUACUGUAAGGUUCCCGUCCCGGUAAACUAACGAUUGCUAGGUGUCUUCAGAUAUCCGGGUGAAGAAAUGGCUACUGAUCACUCCAGCCACAUGCCGUCCCUGCGGAUGUUAAUGUGUACCCACUUGUCAUGCGGUAUAGACAGCCAAUUGUGAGCUGAACCCACAUUCUGGCUAUCCAAUCGCUUCACCGAGGCACGAAACUUUAAACGCUUCCGAGUAAAUUGAUGGUUUUGCCGCGGACUCACGGAGUAGCUGCAUGUACUGUGUACAGGUGACAGGCACGUUUUAACUCCGCGACAUCCGUACAUCGUAUCCUCCAACUGCGCAAACUAAGUAAUUCAGACACCAGCACGCACAGCUGUCAAGUGGACUUUCUUUGUUUUUACAUUUUGUUUAGUUUUAUAUUUUGCCAAUUUUAACCACGUGACCUCCGUUGCCUCAAAGCGGUGGAUGUCUAUAACUGUGAAAAUGUUUUAUUCAAUAGUAAGUUGCAUUAAAACACUACUGACCUUAA